GACUAGCUGGAAAAGGAGUAAUUAAUUUAUUAUUAUGAGAUUAACAAAGAGGUUAAGGUGGUUGAUCCUCUUAGUAUUUUAUUAGUUCUUAAUUAUUGCUUUGCAGGGCCCGACUAGGCACAGGGCGGGAGAGAUUUAGGCUUGAUUUUUUUAGCAGGAUAUUCCUUCCUAAUUCCGUAACACGGCUGUGAUUUGACUUGUGAGACAACUGAAAGUUAUUUAUUAUUACGCAAUUUUUAUUACAUAAUUUUGAUUAGUGGGUUUCAAUUAUUAUUUUGUGUUUUUUUUUUUGGUAUUAUUUUGUGUUUCAAAUAAAUAGAGGCGUAAGGUACCAUUAUUGCAAUGCACAGUGAAAACGUCCAAGCAAAGCUCACGCCUACCGCCAGAGCGCAAGAAAGGGAAUUGGCGGCCGGAGACUGAAACCCAACAAAUUCAAUGUCAGGCAUGGCGGCGAUCUUAGCUGGGUUGUCUUCUAUUUACUCUGUUUGCAGCGAGUCCGCUGGAAUCGCCGGAAAUCUAUGUGCUUUUGUAUUAUUCGUGUCACCCAUACCAACGUUCAGGAGAAUUAUCAGAAACCAGUCAACGGAGCAGUUCUCUGGGUUGCCUUACAUAUAUUCCCUUUUGAACUGCUUGAUCUGCCUUUGGUAUGGGAUGCCAUUCAUCUCUCCCAACAUCAUUCUGGUUGCCACUGUCAAUUCGAUUGGGGCGGUCUUCCAGUUCAUCUACAUCGCUAUCUUCAUUGCCUAUGCUGAUAAAUCUAAGAAGCUCAAGAUGUCUGUACUGCUUGUUCUGGUGUUUGCAUUAUUUGCUGGUAUCGCCUUUGUGAGCUUGAGAUUCCUGGAUUCGCACACUCGGCAGUUGUUCAUUGGAUAUCUGAGUGUGUUCUCUCUGAUAUCCAUGUUUGCUUCCCCACUUUUUAUUAUUAAUCUGGUGGUGAAGACUAGGAGUGUCGAAUAUAUGCCGUUCUUCCUCUCGCUUGCUACCUUCUUGAUGAGUCUCUCAUUUUUUGCUUAUGGCAUGCUUAAGGGUGAUGGUUUCAUAUCUGUACCGAAUGGAAUUGGAACAAUUCUGGGGGUAGUUCAAUUGGCAUUAUACUAUCACUACAGCAGCAAGUAUGACGAUAGCUCAAGAGAACCCUUGCUAGCAUAUGCAUGAAACGAUAUCAGCUUGCGGUGAAAUGGUAAAGUUACUCCGGACUUUGCUGGUCAUACAAACAGUCUUCGUCUUCUUUUUUUCCCAAGAGGCGUGAACUUGGGCAUUCAUGAUAGAAUCGCUGGAUCUAAAAGCUGAUCGUGUGUUCUAGUUGCUUGGUAGUUAUAGAACAUCGUAAUCAAUCACCAUUAACAUCUUGCGUCAUUAAUCAUAACUUCUUUGAAUGUGCAGGGUGUGUGUUCAUGUUUUGCCAAUAUUUCAUUGGCAUGGAGAGUGAGGACCUGAAUUGAGUGUUGGAAGGUAGACUAGAUUGUUUUUGACAGUUUAUCGAUAGCAAAACAUCGAAGAAGUUGUGUCAAAACUUGCCGCAGAAGAAAGAAAACCAGAGAUAUCUGCCCGAGGCAAAGCAGUUUUUAUCGCUUCAGUUGUAUCAGCUGCAACUUUCUGCUGUCAUCUUCUUACUUCCUCCAGCAACCAUGUUCUUUUUUUCCGAUUCACCCAAGCAAAUUAGUUAUGUACAUUCCAACGACCAAGAUGUCAGUAGUGUAUUGUAUACAGCCGUAGUCAAUUGCAUAUAUGCCUGCACAAUGGCUUUCUGCUACCGUCUGCACCAUGUCCAUGAAGAUUUGUGAUUUUGAAACCAUAUGAAUUUUCUCCUUCCUUGUCCUGUCUAAAGAAUGAUAAAUUCUUUACAUGUGCACAUCUUGUUGCCGUAUAAUUUUAUAUGAAAUGCAAAGAGUUGAUACUAUAUGUUGGGAUUUUGUGUGUGAAUGGAGAUGGAUGGAAUGGAAGGUGGAAAGUCAUUCCUACUGCAUUGGUGAAAUGAGAAAGUGAAAGUGGAUAAUGUAUGAAGUAGUCCACUAUCUCUAGUAAGAGAAUGAUAAGAAGUUAGUCCUUGUGAUGUUCAUAGGCGGAGGGAGGCCUAUAAAUUUCUAAGAAACAA
Messenger RNA from Linum trigynum, 2095 nucleotides. The record is from the annotation of a GenBank genome assembly. NCBI's taxonomy places the organism in Eukaryota, Viridiplantae, Streptophyta, Magnoliopsida, Malpighiales, Linaceae.